This is a messenger RNA of Diatraea saccharalis (sugarcane borer), 5015 nucleotides long. Lineage: Eukaryota; Metazoa; Arthropoda; Insecta; Lepidoptera; Crambidae. The record is from the annotation of a GenBank genome assembly.
CUGAGAGAAGUUUUUAGACGCAUUGCAACGCUACCAAAAGAAUAAUUCUAUUCAAUUCGUUACGAAUGGCUGUUUGGUUGUCCAUGGUUUUGUUUGAACUGACAGUAAGCACGCUAUAAAAUGUCAUGUGUACCGGAGUGUUUGCUUUAAGCAUGCUCUUUCAGAAGCAUACUUAAAACUAGCAUGCUUAUAUCUAGCAAAUGUAGACAAGUGCAGAGCAUGCUCGAAACAAGUAUGCUAAUGAGCAUACUAAAAAGUAUGCUACUAACUAGCAUGUGUAACUGUACCAUUACCCUAUCAAGUGUUUAAGAAUGAUGCCAUGCCUAUUUUAAUUUCUUUGUGCAGCGCAUAAGACUUAUUAUUGCGCAUCCUAUCAAGACGAUAGUCUUUUGACUUCGACAGUUCAGCAGGUUGUAACCUGUCGGCGUCGGCACGCGCGAAUGUUAGUUUACGUGCUCUAUUACUUGUCACUUUCUUUGGAAUCCGCAGUCUGCACACCGGACAGUCACGUUUACGUAUGUGAAUUAUUGUAAUUAAAUUAAUAAUAAAGUGAAUUGCCGUGUGAAAAAUGGCUCCGACUAGAAAAGACGCAGUUCAAAUCGUUACUUUCAGUACGAUAUAGAAUCAAAUACGAGCACUUGUGAAUUAUGCAAAAAUAAAAUAAAAGUGAGUUACUUUUAUUAUUAUAAUUAUAAUCAUUAUCAUCAUCAUAUGGCCAAAGUAUGUGUGGUGGGGCAAGAAAGUGUUGUUUUAAAAUAGCUUAGUGUUUUAGCUAAAAAAAUAGAAAAAUAAGUUUGUAUGUAACUCGGUCACACAUUUUAUAUUUUGUAUGAAUGUUGAAUAUAUGACUAACAAAAUUGGUGGAAGGGUUUGUUUACUAAAUUACAGAGAUAAGAACAUUUAGACAUAAAAUUAAAUUGAUAUUUAUAUGAAAGUGAAAUGUGUCAAAUUAUAAAAAGUCGUUAAACAAAUGUUGUUGUUUAUGAUGUUAGUUACCUAGUCCUGCAAGGUUGUUGAUGCAUUAAAAUUUACUCUGUCCUAUAUUAUGAUAAAUGUUGGAAGUAUCGUACUUAUUAUUAUUCUCACUGUUUUGUUUAAUUUUAUGUUCUAUUGAAAUUCUUGAUAACAUGAAGAGUUUUUAAUUCUAUUUCAGGGGAAACAUACAACAAAUUUAAAAAAUCAUAUUGCCACCAAACAUUCUAAUGAGUAUCAAGUUGUUGAAGAUUUAAAUACCAAAAUCAUAAGCAAAAAUAAGUCUAGUUCCUCUGAUAAAAUCGCAAUAGCUAGGAUUGAUCAAUUGAAAAAACUCUGUGUCCGACUUGUAACAAUAGGGAAAAUGCAAAAAAAAUUAAAUGGCCUAAAAUAUUUUUUUCUCGAAUACUUAUUAUCGUCAUAUUAUAAUGAAAAGGUUUAUUUUUUAUUUACUUAUUAUUUAAACCCCUAAAAUAAUAAUCAAAAAGCGCAAAAUAAGUGAGCGAAAUUCAAACUUCCAAAACGCGCCACCAUUGGUCGAACGAAAUGUGACGUCAUCUGACACGACAUUGCAUUCAUCAGCGUCGAAACUCAUAUACAAGUUUUUGUGAAAAAAAUAAAUAAUUUAAACCUGUUAUCUUGUGCUGAUUGUAAUAAAGUUUAGUUUAGAUUUGUAGCGAAUCUAAGACGAUGACUGAAGCUGGUUUUGUCAAAGCACAAUCGGACAAUCUACCGAAAAUAGAUGCAUUUAUGAUGACAGCAUAUUUUGCAUCAAAUCCCGAUUUUACGAGCGCAGAGAUCAGAGGAGUGAAAGCUGCAAGGUAAUUAUUAUUGUUUUUCAUAUACUUAAGACCAUAAUAUAGAUUUUUAUCCAUAAAUGCACACAGCAGUUUACUUAUAAUACACCAAAACAUAACCUAUACAUAUCCAGUUGUCAUUACUCUGAAACUCUUAUUUUACGUCUAUAUAUACAUGUUUUAUAUUUGAAGUUCACCCAAGUAGUCCACCUUUGACUUUGUGUAUCUGACAUAAAUAUAUAAUGAUUUAAUGUUUAUAAAUUGAUAACCUAAUUUACGUGGGCUGUUUUCUUUGAGUGUUUAUAAGUACUUGUCUAUUUCAGGUCUAAACGAGAAUCUUACGGUGAUUCAGCAGUUGGAUACGUCCAAGUAAAACGAGAUGGAGACAUAUGUGUUGUUAAGGCUCGGAUUACACCUGAACAUAAUGUGCGACAAAAAUGUUAUGCUGUUAUUUGCACCUGCAAUGAAACAGAGGAAACUAUUAUCUCUGUUCAAUGUGAAGAUUGUGCUGCACAUUUAGGUAAUUAAGUUUUACUUGUUAAGCUUCAGUGACCUGCACUUAGGAACUUGAUAUUUUCUAUUAACAUUUAAGUCGAUUCAAUUCGUGUAGUAAUUGUUUUGUUUUUUUAUUUCUCUUGUUUUAGGUGGAUGUAAGCAUGCUAUAGCUUUUUUAGUAUGGCUACAUUGGCGCAGUGAAGAUCCAUCAUCAACGAAAUUAUCAUCAAUUGGUACUAGCCAGAAGUUUAUUAAAGCCAAAAAAUGUAUGAAAAGCCUAAACAUGAGCUCGUGCCAACAUCUUUGAAUACCGAAAGUUUUCUCACCGUAGUUAAAAAUCAUUGCACUUUGGUUGGUGAUACAAAUAAUCAUUUGAUGAGGUUUUAUAGAGCGCCAAGCACUGUAGAAAAAUUGUCAAUGCACCAUCUUCAAUCUACAAGCAAAGCUACAAACCCUCCUGAUUUUAUAGAAUAUUGCAAACUAAUAAUGACUGUAGAUGCAUGCAAAGAAGCUGCAACAGCUACUUUGGAACAGAAUGACUGCCCAUUGUGGCACGAGUUGAGGUAUGGAAGGAUCACAGCUUCAAAAGCUUAUGAUGCUGCACAUUGUAAUACUUUUGAUGGAACGUUAACGGAGACCAUUUUGGGAGCAAGUAAAUUGAGGGACACGGAGGCUAUGAAAAGGGGUAGACUGUUGGAAAGCCAGGUUUUAAAGGAAGUAGAAAAAAUUUGUAAAAUAAAAAUAAAUAAAUGUGGAUUAAAGUUAAAUAGUGAAUAUCCUAUUAUGGGUGCUUCUCCAGAUGGUGAAAGUAGUGUGUAUAGUAUAGAAAUAAAAUGCCCAUCAGAAAAAGCAAUGGGACGAUAUGUCAGUUCAGGAAAUAGCGUGACUGCCAAAUACAUGGCACAAGUGCAACUGCAGAUGCAUUUUUCUAAUAAAGCACAGGCACUAUUUUGUGUUGCUCAUCCAGAUUUUGAAAAAACAAAAAAAAAAAAUCUUAGAAGUCAACUACGACCAGCAACUUUUUGAAAAUUUGUUAGAAAAAUGCAUCAUUUUUUGGAAUAAAGCUAUCUUUCCUAAACUAUGUUUAAAUAGAUAGAUUUUUUUUGUUUAAUGUAUUUGUUAAGUACUGAAUUUUGUUUAUAUUUGAUUUCUGUCUAAUUAUUGUCACCUGUUUUCUUUAUGCUAUGAAAAAAAACAAAUGUAAAUAUAUAUUCAUUUUUUUAUUAAAACAUCCUGCAUAUUUACCAAUCCACAAGCUACUAUUAUUUCAUCAUCUAUGAUAGGAAUUAAGUUAUAGUCUACACAAGCAUGGGGAAGUAACAUAUGAAACUCUCUUAACCUAUUUAUUACCCGUUCAACAUGUAUUCUUAAUGCUGCUAUACGUUUUGAUUGUUUCACUUCAUUUUUAGUACUGGGGGUAGACUUUGAUACAGAAGGUGGUCGUAUAAGGGUACAUCUUUUAGCUUCUAGCAAACAUGAUAAGUCUUUAAAACCCCUGUCAGCCAUCACUGCUUUAUUAGGAGGUAAAACCUGUAAGUAAUUACUAUCUUGUACUAUCAUAACAUCAGUAGCCCUACCACCAUAUCCAUCAGAGAUAAAAUUGAUCAAGCCAUCAGGUGUACAUGAAAUUAAAUGCUUUAAGGAGUACAUUUUUUAUACUGUGACCAAGUAAGUGAUUGGUGAACGGCAUUUGAUGGUUUUUCAACCUGAAUUUCUAGGCAAUCAAUAAUGGACACGACAUUUGCAUACCUACACCUAAAAGAUAUGGGUAAAUUUUUGUAAAUAUCUGAUGAUGCUGGCCACACAAUCAAGUCCUUAAGUUUUGCUGCCAUAAGAGAAAUACUUCUAGAAAAAAUUCUACAAAUAGUACUUUGUGAACAUCCAAACUGUUGUGCCAAGAUGCUAAAGGACUCAUUUAAUUUAAUUUUCUUGAGGGUUAUUAAUAUGUGUUUACUAGGAAGCGGAAUAUUAUCACUUAAAAGAUUUAUUAAAUGAUAUGAUUGUUUAGGUAAUCCUAACAACAUUUUGGCUCUUUUUCAAUAGCAGUUAGCAUGCUACUACACAUUACAUUUUUAAACUGUUUUUUGUCCUCUGAAUCAUUUUGCACUUCGCUUGACUCAGAUUGAUACCUUGGUUCAUAAUCAACAGAGGUCAAAGAAGAAAAAGAUGACAUAGAAAUAGUAUCCGCUGUGUUUUCAGUAAACAAUUUUAUUUUUAAAACAGAUAGUUUAACAGGUGAAGUUCCUAUAUUUCGUGAUACAAGAGAAAAUGGUGACAAUGCUACAUUUUGUUUUUCAAUAGGUAUAUUCACAUUGACACCUUUACUUCUAUAGUUCGGUUUAAUAUUCACUUGCACAGCUUUGUCACAAUGCGAUUUCUCCUCAAUAUGGGAAGUGACAAGCUCUACCUGAAAAUCAUCACAUCCAAUACGGGAAGGUCCUGGUUGAUCACAGACAUUUGUGUGGGAAGUACUUGGACUUGCUUCGUGAUCAAUUAUUUGUGAAGGUUCACUAACAACACUACUUUUAAAAGCUAUCUCUGAUGAAAGGGCUUUGCCUUUAACUUCAGCCAUUCUCUCCUUCUGUAAUGGCAUCCUCCGUUUUUGACACAAAAAUAUAUGAGGCAAAACUCCUUUCUUCAACCGUAGAGUCCGUUUUUCUCCUUGCUCUUUCAUUAAAUUGUAUUCAAUAUAAUUUUCUGUAUCUUCCUUAAGCUGGAAUAAAACAACAACCAUAAAAAUUUCGUAAAACC